GCGGCUGUGAACUAGCAUGCACUCCGGAACUUUUACCUUUAUUUGAGUUAAUUUAAGCGCUUUGACAUGGCGCUGGAGUGCAGUCAAGAUGCUAUUCUGAACUUUCUGAGGGAGAGAGACGGUCGGGUGCCGAACGCGGAGCUGGUGGAGCACUUUAAAUCCAUUUUUCCCGAGGACCCGAAGGAAAAAGCGGCGACGCGCGAGCUGUUUAAGAGUCACGUGGACAGCGUGGCGUACGUCAAAACAGACAACGGCGUUAAAUAUGUUUGCCUGAAGAAAAAGUUCCGCGAGGAGGCUUUAAAAGAAGAGAAAUCACAGCAGGAGGAUAGCGGACAGGUAAGCGGACGUGACGUGGGACCCGCGGGGCACGCUGCAGGUGUGCACGCCGGCUCGGGUUUCACGCACGCUGAAGUUCCGCAUGUUUUGGAGACAUUGCAACACGGCGAAAGAGCCCAAAGCGAGUGCGAUGCUGGCGUGGUGAAGGAAGACAUCAGCUCGGACACGAUGGGGAACAGAUCGAGCGUAAAACGUGAGAAACGCGAGUCCAAACGUGAGGAAAACGUCGUGGAAAUACCCGUAAUCACUGUGAGUCAACCUUCGCCGGUUCCCGUCCAAAAACCCGUGUUCGUCUUGCCCGAACUUGAACAAAAUGUAAACACGAAGCAGGGCGAGUCGCGUGCACUGACGCAAACUCGACGUGUUUCAACAUCUGAAGAAUUACGGGAAGAAACGCACGAUGUCGGGGUGUUUUCCGACGGGGAAGAUGACGGGCAGAGUCUCACAGGCAGCGAAGGGACGCCCAAAAACAGCCGCACGCAUUUUAUCGAAGUUAUGAUGUGCACUUCCCCGCAAGUGCGACGCAAUAUUAACCUACGCUCCUUUUCACACAGCGACAGCGACACUCUGUCCGUGGCGUCGUGCAAUUUGGAGGAAGAUCGCAAUUCUGUGACGCUAGACCCGCUUGAACAUGAGUGGAUGAUGUGCGCUUCCGACGCCGAGUGGGAAAGCUUGCAGAGAUUGCUAAAUAACGACCCAGGAUUGGUUUUAAAGAAGGAUUUCAUAACCGGUUUUACGUGUUUACACUGGGCGGCAAAACAAGGCAAACCUGAACUUAUUGCACUUAUUAUAAACUUCGCAAAAGAGAACAAUAUCGAAGUGAGCGUCGACGUCCGCUCCAGCACGGGGUACACUCCGCUGCACGUCGCCGCUAUGCACAAUCACAUGGAGGUGGUGAAGCUGCUGGUGGGCGCAUACAACGCAGACGUGGAAAUACGCGACUACAGCGGGAGGAAAGCGUGCCAGUAUUUGACCGAUAACGUCAGCGUGGAUAUACGGGACAUAAUCGGCGCGUACGAAAUCGAAAUUGAAAAUAAACCAGCCGCGGCGGGAAAGAGAUGGCGUUUUGGCAAAGUCCUCCACGCUAAACCUCUACGGAGACUGAACAGCACGGGGGACAGCGACACGCCAGACGGGGGCGCUGGAGAGCCGGUGAGGAGGAGAUCUUCGCUCAGCAGGAUGAAGCCGAAGCUGCAGAAGUUGAAGUGGAGGACGUCGCAGCUCGUGCACAGUACCACGUUUCACGGAGCGGAGGAUUUGGAGAAACGGCAAAGACCACGACCAAAAACGCACUUUUUUGGUUGAACUUUUGUUAUGUUUGUUUUCGGAUCGCAUCAAAUUUAGUCCAAAAUCAACACGUAAACUGGACUACUUGUUAUUUCCACCUGUUACUGUCACUGGAACAACUAAACUUAUAUUUUAACGAGCUAUCUGAACAAAAUAUUAUACAAACAAACUUAAUACGUGUACGUGAUAAUGCAUUAUAGAUUACAGAAACUACAGAGAUACUUCCUGCUGCCGUUUUCUGCUGCCUGUUUAUUUUGGACGUGUUUAUUUUGGACGUGUUUAUCACAUUGACAUUGACUCCAGGCAGAACUAAUGUUUGAUUUUAUGGCACUUAAACUUUAGAACUUCAGGGGAAAUGGCUUUUGCUGUCGUUAAGACCUGAACUUCCUACGUGAGGUCAAACUGCAAAAACUCCUUUUACUACUGCUGCUACUACUAGUACUACUACUACUAAUACUACUACUACUACUACCGCUGCUACAGCUAUGACUACUGGGCUACUGUGAUUACAACCACUGCUGCUACUGGUACUGCUACCACUACCACUACUACCAUCACUUCUACUACUUCUACCGCUACAGCCACUAGGCUACUACAACUACUACUACUACUACUACUACUUCUACCACUGCUAUCGCUACGACUACUAGGCUAGUACUACUACUGCUACUACUGCAGCAGCUACAACUACUUCUACCACUGCUGUCGCUAUGAGUACUAGGCUACCGUGACUAAUACUACGGCUGGUACUACUACUAUGGCCACUACUACUACCACUACUACUACCGCUAUCGCUGUGACUACUACUACUUGGCGGCUGCUACUACUACUACUUCUACUGCUAGGACCACUAGGCUACUUCUGCUACUACUACUACUACUACUACUGCUUUUACCGCUGUGACUACUACUACUUGGCUACUACUACUGCUUCUACCUCUAUUACUUCUACCGGUACAACUACUAGGCUACUGCUGCUACUACUUCUACUGCUAUGACUACUACUACUUGGCUACGACUACUAGGUACUGGUGCUACUACUUUUACUGCUACUACUACUACCUCUACUACUUUUACCGCUAUGUCUACCACUACUGCUACUACUUCAACAGUUACGACUACUAGGCCACUGCUGCAACUACUUCUAUUGCUACUACUACUACCACUAUGAUUACUACUACUUGGCUGCUACUAUUUCUAAUACUACUACUACUUCUAGCACUUUUACUAGUUGAAUGUGAACACCAGUAGGCAGUACUUUUCCUAAUGCACUUGUCAAACCUCAUGUUGAAUUCUUCACCUCCUUCUGCUUCUGUGUCGCUGUUUAAUCUGAUAAUCCUCAGAAACUGAAGCACAGGGGCCAAACGCUUCACUCUGGACUCUUAUUUUAAACUGUUUCGUCGCUAAAAACGAGUCUUUAUAACGACUCAGGCACUGUUUACAUUAAAGUUUAUGAUGCAGCUUUUUAAUCCCAAAGACAAAGCCAGAAUUGAGAUUUCUAAACUUUUUUUUUUUUUUUUUUUUUUGAAACAUGCAUUUGUUGAGGGGAGGUCUUGGUCACUACUUUGCACACGACGUUGUUACUUGCACAAUUUAUAACGUUACACUUUUUCAGGGCUGUUUUGUAAAUGCAUUUUGGUGAAUUAAAUGGUGAUUUUUAAAUGCAUAUUAAAUUAAAUAAAGUACACUA
Boleophthalmus pectinirostris (great blue-spotted mudskipper) is the source of this 3312-nucleotide messenger RNA. RefSeq names its product ankyrin repeat domain-containing protein SOWAHC-like. Lineage: Eukaryota; Metazoa; Chordata; Actinopteri; Gobiiformes; Gobiidae. The record is from RefSeq and is a predicted model, not a curated record. Gene Ontology annotation, molecular function: protein binding.